CCUUCACCCCGUGAGUUGGUGCCAAACACAAGCAACAUGUCGAGCGAAGUGGAGUAUGACUGCAUAGUGAUCGGGGCCGGGGUCCAAGGCUCCUUCACGGCCUAUCAGCUGGCAAAAAGGAACAAGAAGACUCUUCUGCUGGAGCAGUUUGUCCUGCCCCACACACGAGGAAGCUCCCAUGGCCAAACCCGCAUCAUCCGCAAGGCCUACGAGCAGGACUUCUACACCCAAAUGAUGGAUGAGUGCUACAAGCUGUGGUCCCAGCUGGAGAGGGAGGCGGGUGUCACACUGUACAGACAAACAGGCCUCCUGGUGAUGGGACCAGAGCACAGUGACAGUUACCUGCUGUAUAAGAACACCAUGGAGAGGAACAAUGUCCCCAUGGUGGUUCUGACCCCUGAAAACUUCAGCCAGCACAUCCCCAAUGUCAUCCUGGCUGAAGGAGAUGGAGCGCUGGUGGAUAUAAAUGCUGGAGUCCUGUAUGCUGACCGUGCACUCAAGACUGUACAGGGGCAGUUUCAGAAGCUGGGUGGGGUCAUAAGAGACAAAGAGAAGGUGACGGACAUCACGCCUGGCCCUGUUGUGACAGUUUCAACCUCUGCUGGUGUUUAUCGAGCCAAGAGCUUGGUGAUCACCGCUGGACCCUGGGCUAAUAAACUGCUGGCCCACAUUGGAUUGCAGUUGCCACUGAAGGUGCAGAAGAUCAACGUGUGCUACUGGAAAGAGAAGGUUCCUGGAACAUAUGACGUGAAGAAGCGCUUUCCCUGCUUCCUGCAGACUGAGGGUGAGGAAUCUGAUAAGCACAUCUACGGCCUCCCGUCCAACGAGUACCCCGGCCUGGUUAAGAUUUGCUACCAUAUCGGAGGUGAGACAGACCCAGACCACAGAGACAAGCAGACAGACAGGUCUGAUAUCGGCAUCCUCCAGCGCUACGUAGCCCGCUGUUUUCCUGGCCUCAUCCCCGAGCCGGCUGUGGUGGAGAGCUGCAUGUACACGCUAACGCCUGACAGUCAUUUUGUGCUGGACUGCCACCCUGCCUACAGCAACAUUGUGUUUGGAGCUGGAUUCUCAGGUCACGGCUUCAAGUUCGGACCAAUCAUUGGCAAGCUCCUGUGUGAGCUCAGCCUGGGAGAAGUGCCCUCCUAUGACCUGUCACCUUUCCGAAUCAGGCGCUUCCAGGGAAACACCAAAUCAGCUUUAUAGAGCUGGACCUGUGCCAGUGCAGCAUAAACAGAUCAAAUGUAAUUUUAGCUGCAGCAUGGUAAUUCAGCCCUAAGUUUUUAUACACAAAAACAAAAUGACACAUGUUUUGUCUGCUGCUUUUUGUGAAGAAAUCAGUUUGUGUUUCCACCGCCGCAUUGUGAAAUCAGAUGUGUAGCGCUAAUGCAGCAUGAUGGUCAGUGUGUUCAUACGCAGUUAGGAAACUGGUUAACAGUCUGCAGCUUUUUGAUGAUUAAAAACAACUCUUGUGUCUGUAUGCUGAAUAUAAAAAUACAGAAAGUGGUUAUCUUAGCUUAAAUGGGCAUAUACUGGAACACAGGAAAACACAUAAUGAGCCUUGCUCUGUCAGAAAAAGUGGCUACCAGGUCACCUCCUACCUCGUCGCUACUCAAGUGGCCUUGUUGCAGCUCUGAUUCUGAUACCAGCACUUUCACAUUUUGCUGAUUACUGUAACACUUUGGGUUUUAUCGAUCCAUAUACAAACUUACAUUUGCAAACUAACAUAUUGGGGUUUUACACAUAGUUAUGUGCAGAAACUAGCAGAACACUUCAUAUCAUUUUAUACUUCUGCCUUUUCCUUGCAUACAACUCAGAUACAACAUGUGAAGUAGUGACAUUUAAAGGUGCUGGGAGCUUUUUGAACAACAAUGUUUAAGCUUCCAGUAAUUGCUGGUCAGUUAAGAUAACCACCUGGAUGCUCUAGCAAAAACAAAGAUCUGAAUUUUCAAGGGAUUUUCAGGCGAUCUUCAGCAUCCAUUGGGACCAUAGAGCAUGCGCACUUGGGUUUCUCCUAAGCCCCCGCUUCCAAUCCGCUCCAUCACAUAAGUGUCAUUUCUGGUCUCGCUCAAUCAAAUGAAUGGAAUGGGAACAUUUGAAUGUGUGUGAAAGGGUACCAUGUUUUAGCCAAGAAGCAGGAAACGUGAGGCGAAACAACAGUCGGCUCUAUUGCAACUAGUUCUUUGAUGUUUGUGUGUCAGGGCCUUUAGCCAUUCAAAGGGUGAUAGAAAAUGACCAGUAGCUUCUCAAAAUGUCCAAUUUUAAAAGUGAGCUUUUGUAUUUUUGUAUAUUUCACAUUGUUUAAAAGUUUCCAUGAAAAAAAGCUGGGCUAUUUGAACAGAGCCGUCCCUCUCAGUGCAUGAAAAUGUCUUCAAUUUCCUGCGUAAUAUUGUUUCUCAGAGCUACUGGGUUCUACUGGGAAAUGGACACCCAUCAGUAGUAGGUUGUCACCAAUGGCUGUCUAGCUCAGCUACAUAUGGAGCUACAGCACUCACAUAUACAGUAGUUAUAUUCACUACUGUUUUAAACCAUGGUGCGCUUUAUCCACAAUGUGUUACUGUAUGACAUUCAACACACAUUAAACAGAUUGUUGUUUAAAUGAAAGAUGAAACAAUCUUUUCAAUGAUAAGUCCAGCUGUCCUCACAAAGGGGACGUACCUUACGUAAUGAACUAGAAAUAAAUGAAUACUGCCUUGAUUCUGACCAGAGGACCAACAUCAACAACUACAGUCUAAUAUUGUUGUGCAAUUGUAAAUCCAGCCAUCUGUGACAAAUGAUAAUAAAAAAAAACUAUAAUCGUA
This is a messenger RNA of Trematomus bernacchii (emerald rockcod), 2798 nucleotides long. RefSeq names its product pipecolic acid oxidase (gene pipox). NCBI's taxonomy places the organism in Eukaryota, Metazoa, Chordata, Actinopteri, Perciformes, Nototheniidae. The coding region runs from base 37 to 1203 and encodes 388 amino acids. Gene Ontology annotation, molecular function: flavin adenine dinucleotide binding; sarcosine oxidase activity; L-pipecolate oxidase activity. The transcript is spliced from 8 exons. The record is from RefSeq and is a predicted model, not a curated record. Gene Ontology annotation, cellular component: peroxisome.